Cylicocyclus nassatus is the source of this 2780-nucleotide messenger RNA. The record is from the annotation of a GenBank genome assembly. NCBI's taxonomy places the organism in Eukaryota, Metazoa, Nematoda, Chromadorea, Rhabditida, Strongylidae.
GUUUAGAAAGUCUUAAAUGUAUCUUCGUGGUUUCGUUUGCAUUUCGAAGGCAAAACGCUGAGCUUGCUAGGUUCGUGCAGCAAACAUGGUUGAAAUCGAUCUUAACAAGGAAAAUGAGGAGGAGCCGGAUUUCUCUGAUCCUGAAGAUUAUGUUGAUGAUAUAACUGAUGAAGAGCUCGUAAUGGAUGUGUUGCGUCAGCAGCCUUCCAAAGAUGAGUACGAGGAAGCCUGUCUGAUUAUUUUUGGAAUUCCCAUUGUUGGACCUGAAAGAAUGGGAAAACUCAAGACCGUUCUUGGCAAAGUAUUCACAAAUGUCGAACCCGACCAUAAAGCUCACUUUCCUCUCACAGAGGAAGGAGGAAGUAAGGGUUGCGUUUUCAUCGAAUUUCCUGACAAGAUAAAAGCAGAAUACGCGAGAGGUGUACUGAACGGCUAUAAGUUGGACAAAAACCACGUCUUUUCUGCUCUUCUAUUCAAUGAGGCCAGGCAUUUUCAAAAACCUCAGGAGAACUGGCAGCCACCACAACCUACGCCUUACAAUGACGUGGGAGACUUGUGGUGGUGGAUGCAGCACCCUCGUUGCCGUGAUCAAUUCGCUGUGCAGUACGAGAAGGAUGGCGUCCCAACGGUUGCUUGUUAUUGGCAUAUUAAAGGGCAUGACCCUGAGAUUGCUGGUGAUGCAGGCAAAGCUGAACGCCCGUCAUGGACAGAUACCGUUUUCAAAUGGUCCCCACACGGUUCUUAUAUGACUACGAUCCACAAAAGAGGCGUGGCUUUGUGGGGUGGGCCAGAAUUUGCGCGUGUGCAGCGAUUUGCGCAUGAUAAUGUGCAGUUUAUCGACUUUUCACCAUGUGAAACUUAUUUGGUUACCUUCGCCGAAUCCGCUGAAAAGAAUCGUUUCGGGGAUGACGAGGAUUGCUUACGAAUUUGGGAUGUUGUAACUGGCGAAAUGCUAAAAGGUUUUUCUCUUUACGCGCUCACAAACCGGGAUCAACUUCCUUGUUGGCCGUUCUUCCAGUGGUCUUUUGACGAAAAAUUUUUCGCUUGUUUGAAAGCACCUGAGAAGGACAAACUUGAGAAGGAGAAGAAGGUUAAUGGGAUAUCUGUCUUCGAGACGGAGACGUUUAAACUUGUUGAUCAUCGUAAUAUUAUAGUGGAAAAUAUAAAAACUUUUUCUUGGAGUCCAACGGCAAACAUAAUCUCUUACUACGCUGAGUGCACUGAUUCUCUGCCUGCGGAAUUCGGUCUUGUGCAAAUGCCAAAUCAGCAGCGAUUGAGAUCUGGACGUAUUUACAAUGUUGCUGACGCGCAAAUGUUCUGGCAAAAAAGUGGUCAGCGUCUUGCCGUAUACACUAUGAGAUAUUCCAAAAAGCAGAUGAAAGAGGGCGGAGAAGUCAAAUAUGUCGGCGGAUGCACGUACCACAUCGAAAUCUUUGAGAUACAAAAAGAUGUGUCACUGAUGAAUCUGCCUCUGCCUGAGCCAUUCAUCAAUUUUGGGUGGCAGCCUUAUGGAGAGAAAUUCUGCGUGCUUACCGGGAAUCAAGCAAAGGCAACUCCAUUGGUGUAUCGGAUCGAGGCAAACAGUCAUGCACCAAAAUUGAUGAGCAAGCUCGAUGCUGGCGUGCAAUUCAAUGAAGUAUCAUGGGCUCCCGCUGGUGGAUGGCUGGCUGUGCUAGCUAAGCGGUCAACAGGUGGUAAUGUUAUGUUCGUUGAUACGACUUUGCAAGAAGCAAAGCGUACCAAUGUCGUGGAGCAUCCAGGUUUCAAUAAGGGAUACUGGGAUCCUACAGGACGAUACUUUGUCACUUGCUCUACUCUCGGUGGUAGAAUGGGCGCCGAUCUAGGGUUCAGACUGUACACCUUUCAGGGCCGUGAGUUGUGUAGAAAAGCAUUGGAAAGAUUGUCUCAGUUCAAGUGGCGUCCUCGACCUCCAGUAAAACUUAGCGAACAGAAGUUGAAGGAGAUCAAGAAUAAUCUGAAGAAGACGGCAGUUCGCUUUGAACGCGAAGACAAUGAGGAGAAAAAUCGUGCUAGCCAAGAAGUUGUGGAAAAAAGGCGGAAAAUUAUGGCAGCAUUCGAUGUUAUUCGUCAAAGAAACCUCAAAAAGAUUGCAGCUCAAAAAGAUCUAAGGCUUUCACUCCGUGGUGGCGUAGACACGGACAGUGUAAAGGCAGAAGAACUGGUGGAAGAACAAAUCAUGGUCGCUCUUGAUACCCAAAAAACUUUAGCCCCAUUGGGCGAAGACGAACUCGAUUAGUUGUACUGUCAGCUUGAAUGAUAGCGCAGAUUCCUCUGCGCUUAUAUGAAGCGCUUCCUUUCGCCAUUAGCAGCUUUCUACUAUCGCUGUUCACCUUUAGGAGCUCACCGAACCUUGCCGAACUAGUCGGUCAUUAUGAUUUUUGCAUGCCGUAUUGGCGCCGGUUUCAUAUGUUGUGUUUCGCUUAGUAUGUUGGCAAUCGUGUUUGUUCUUCUACCGCGUUUUCUUGUUGAUGGUAGAGGCACGCGAAGUCUUGGUUGGGCUGUUGGUUUUUUUGUUGAUCGGUGAUGAAUGUUAUCAAGUAUCCUUUUUGCAGUUUUUGUGCACUUUUAAGAUUUUUUUUUUGUGUUUGCAGAGGCACUACGAGAUUCAUUUUUCACAGCUAUGUUAUUUUGUAAGUUUUUGACUUAGCGAAAAUUCUUAAGCCAUUAUGAGGGUGCACAGGUGGACUUUUAGCUCAUCGCUUCGAAUGUGCUUGUAUGAAUUAAUAAUUAAUGACAGCAAUAAAAUACUGGUGAGGAUG